Messenger RNA from Iphiclides podalirius (scarce swallowtail), 243 nucleotides. NCBI's taxonomy places the organism in Eukaryota, Metazoa, Arthropoda, Insecta, Lepidoptera, Papilionidae. The record is from the annotation of a GenBank genome assembly.
AUGAAUAGCAUAGGUGAAGAAUGUACUGAUUUAAAGAAAAAAUAUGAUGAUUGCUUUAAUAGUUGGUUUUCUGAGAGAUUCUUAAAAGGGGACCACGACGAUUCUGUAUGCGCUGGUAUUUUUAAAGUUUAUCAAGAAUGUGUUAAGAAUGCAAUGAAGCAGCAAAAUAUUGAUUUUAAAGAAAUUGACAAAGAAGUUUUAGGAACCGAUAAUGAAUUUAAAGUUCCACCUACUGGAAACAGU